CUGACACUAAAUACAUGCAUUUUAAUACAUAAGUCCGAACAAAUGAUGUAUCGUCCAACAUUAACGAAGAUUUGUUUCAAUAAAAUAUUAACGUCUUGUAUUCCAAAAGAAUUUCUAUUGCGAAAAGUAGUGGUUCCUAAUAGCGAUGUACUGCGAAUGUCAUCAUUUCGCUCGUCCGAACCAGUGGGUGAUAUAAGUCAAUUUCCGGAAGUUGAAAUUAUCAAACACGCUCCAGAAUGGAAACAUGUUGAGCGAUUACUAGCGCCUCGAGUUGUUCCGACACCAAUAGCCAAAAACGUGUAUCCAUCAGGCUGGAAACCUGCCAAUCCUGGAACAGAGCUGAAAUACUUUGUUGCUCGCACUAAAAAUUAUAUGCUUCCAGUUUAUCUGCGACGAACCUAUCGCGGACAACGUAUUAUUACAGUGGUGAGACGUAUUGACGGAGACAUAUGGCAAUUGGAGGCCGAGUUGAGAUAUCUAGUCGAAAAAAAACUGAACAAGCAAAUAGUAACCAGAGUGAAUGAGAUGAGUGGGCAAAUUGAAUUGAAAGGAGAUUUCGUGACUAUUGCUGAACAGUUUCUUUUAAGCAAACGAUUAUAGAGCACGUUUUUGCAACAACAAAGGAAUGCGCUGAAAAAAAUAAAUGGCAGUGGUGGUCUUACUUAAAAACAAUAGUUUCGAAUUAUGCCAACAUCCGAUUUACACUAAACCUAUUACCCGUAUCGAAUAAAGAAGAUACGCAUGAAA
This is a messenger RNA of Malaya genurostris, 747 nucleotides long. It is a transcript of the gene mRpL49, whose product is annotated as large ribosomal subunit protein mL49. The transcript has 2 exons. The coding region runs from base 43 to 600 and encodes 185 amino acids. NCBI's taxonomy places the organism in Eukaryota, Metazoa, Arthropoda, Insecta, Diptera, Culicidae. Gene Ontology annotation, biological process: translation. The record is from RefSeq and is a predicted model, not a curated record. Gene Ontology annotation, cellular component: ribosome; mitochondrial large ribosomal subunit. Gene Ontology annotation, molecular function: structural constituent of ribosome.